AUAUCUCUUCUUUGCUCCCCCCCCCCUCUUUUUCCCCUCGUAUUUCCUCUACUAGGGCACGGGAGAGAACCUCUCUCAUCUCCGCCUCCCCUCGCCGCCCCUCUCCGCCCUCCCUCCUCCCCGCCACCGCCGGCCACCGCUCGGCCUCCUCUUCUCUCUAACACCGAUGUCGUUGCAGGAAAGCUUGAAUAAAUUUAAGCAACAGCAAGAGAAAUGUCAGUCGACCCUCACCAGCAUAGCUGCCCGAGCACAAUCUUCAAAACCCCCACAUGCCCCCCAACCACAGAAAACAGCACCUUCAAGUUCUUCAGCUCCUUCAAAAGCACCUACCGCAAUUAAAUUUUCGAAUGACACAGAAAGGCUACAGCACAUCAACGCAAUUAGAAAGUCACCUGUUGGUGCACAAAUUAAACGUGUUAUUGAUCUACUUUUAGAGACAAGACAAGCCCUCACACCAGAAGAGAUAAAUGAAGCAUGCUAUGUUGACAUAAAUGCAAAUAAGGCAGUCUUUGACAGUUUGAAGAAUAAUCAUAAAGUGAAUUAUGAUGGGAAGCGUUUUUCUUACAAGUCUAAACAUGAUCUGAAAGGAAAAGAGCAAUUGCUUUCUCUGAUAAGGAAGUUUCCUGAAGGCCUUCCUGUUGUGGAUGUCAAGGAUUCAUACACAUCUGUGAUGGAGGACCUGCAGGCGUUGAAGUCUGCGGGUCAAGUUUGGCUUUUGUCCAACAUGGACUCGCAGGAGGACAUUGUAUACCCCAAUGACCCCAAGGUGAUGAUAAAGGUGGAUGAUGAUCUGAAGCAGCUGUUUCGUGGGAUCGAACUACCACGGGACAUGGUUGAUAUUGAGAAGGAGCUGCAGAAGAAUGGCAUGAAGCCCGCGACCAACACAGCCAAGAGACGGGCCAUGGCCCAAGUCCAUGGCAUCACCUCGAAGCCCAAACCUAAGAAGAGACGCGAGAUUAGCCGAAGGACCAAGCUGACCAACGCCCAUCUCCCUGAGCUCUUCGAGAACCUGAAUGUUCCAGACCCUUGAAAGACGAAUUGGUUCCUGACUUGGUGGGGUUUCUUCUUGCUGUUCCAUCAAUUUCUUAUCAUAGGACCGUGGUGUAUCUUUGCCUUUAUUCUAGGUGCAAGAGGCAUACACAUGAUGCAUUUGAGAGGACCAUUAUUUGUAUAAGAACCAGAUUUAUGUAAUUGCAAGAAUGUUCAAAAGGAUGAGUUGUGAUAAUGCAUUCUGAUGCAUAUAUGUGAUUUCUUGGUA
Molecule: messenger RNA, 1258 nt
Organism: Phoenix dactylifera (date palm)
Lineage: Eukaryota; Viridiplantae; Streptophyta; Magnoliopsida; Arecales; Arecaceae
Biological process (GO): transcription initiation at RNA polymerase II promoter
Cellular component (GO): transcription factor TFIIE complex
Molecular function (GO): TFIIH-class transcription factor complex binding
Source: RefSeq, a predicted model, not a curated record